Ectocarpus sp. CCAP 1310/34 is the source of this 1352-nucleotide messenger RNA. Lineage: Eukaryota; Phaeophyceae; Ectocarpales; Ectocarpaceae. The record is from the annotation of a GenBank genome assembly.
AUGGGUCGCCCAAAGGGUACGCGCAAGCUGCCAAGGAACGCCGACGGCACGAUUCGGAAGGCCCCUUCGCCCCCUGCGGACCCUGCUGUAGGCAACGACUCUCCUCCCUCUUCCGACCAUGAAGGCGCCAAUAUUUCUCCCAUGCACACCAACGACCACGACGACGACUGGCGCGAUGAGGAUGCGGGUGGCGAGCCAGGUCGCGGGCAGGCGAAACUGCCGUUCGGUUCUGCGGUUCGCUCUGCAGCGAGCGCUGCGGUGUCUGCAGCAGCUCGCACAGCAAUGGCGGUGGCGCCCGAAGUCGCGCCGCCUGCGCGAAAAAACGCGGUGCAACCUCUCCACCGGUCGACGCAGCAUCGCCACAGGCGAGCGCGGUGGAGCAAGGAGGACGCCGGGAUGGCGGGGAGCUUGGCAGCAUGGCUGAAGCCCCCAGCUCAGCAGCAGGAAUGGCAGCAUGGUUCGCCUCAAACUAUGGAGACUGAAGGUGCGGUGGAGAUGGAUGUUGAGGUGGGAGAUGUUGGUGCGGACAGCAGUGAUCAUGAUGCCGAGAAGAUCUGCAGCCCGCAAGAAGAACAUGACCGCACCAGCCGUGGCGACAGCAGCGAGAGCGAGACCGACAUGCUGGUAUGUUCGGGUGUUGGUGUUCCGCUGGAAGAUUGGUUUGGUGAGGAUGACCAGGCUAGAGCUGCAGAGCUUCUUUAUUCCAGCGGCGAGGACAGUUUUCUCGACGCUCUAGACGCAAGCCGCGACCGCUCUCGCGGCCCCGGCGAACUUGGCGGAGAGAGCGGCGACAAGGCUGAUGAUGAUGUUCAGCCUCAGGACACCGGCGAAGCAGAAGCUGUGGGAGACCCCGGCGAAACAGCAGCUGUGGGAGGAGCCGGGCACGCAGCCUCUAGCGGUACAAGUGGUGAGACCGUCCGAAAAGGUUCGAGGACGAAGCUUUUCGACGGGCUGUACGCCGACCCCGCCCGCGCACGAGACGGGGCACGCGGCCGAUCGAUGCAGUGGGCCUGGGCGAGGAACACGGGUGGCGUUGGGGGAUGGAGCCAAGGGGAGGUUAGCGGGGUUGAACAAAAAACGAUUGAAGCACAGAAGGCGCGAGGAGAGGAAGAAGACACCGGAACAACGAGCGCGAGAGCGAGAAGCGCGAGAGCGAGCGCGAGAGCGAACGCGAGAGCGAGCACUCAAAGCGCAGAGAAGGCGGGAGAACACGCCGCGAGAGAAGGAGCUCUUGGACAUCUACCAGAAAGUGGUGGACGCUAUCGACAAGUGUUGCGGAGCAGUCCAACAGCUACAGCGGUAUUGUGCAGGACCCGACGGAAAUGCUGACGGAAUCUCGUCUCCCGUCCAUC